AUGCCCAACAAGGUCUUCCUCGCGGCCCUCGCGGCCGACGUCCUCUUCCUCGCCACGGGCUGCGUCCAGCUGGGCUUCUGCCUCGUCGUGCGGGGGCUCAUGGACGACGCGCCGCGGGACGGCAAGGAGGCCGUCCGCAACCUGCUGUACCAGCGCUUCCCCCUGACGGCGGGCAUCGUCAACGCCGCCCUCAUCCUCGCCGCCUUCGUCUUCACCAUCCCCGGCAUGAUGUCGCCCAUGCGCGGCUGGCUCAAGGCCGGCGGCUACCUCAUCACCGUCUGCGGCCUCUUCACGCUCUGCAUCGGCGUCUUCCUCUGGAUCAUGACGCUGCGCAUCAAGGACGCGUUUUUCGAUACCUACGUCGACCAGACACCCGCCGUGCAUUCUCUGAUACAAACUUCGUUCGACUGCUGCGGCUACUUCAACCGCACGACGCCCGCCUUCGUCACCGACGACACCUGCCCCAGCCCCGCCGCCGCCGCCCUCGUCCGCGGCUGCGCGACCGCCAUCUCGAGCUUCGCCAACAUCUUCAUCGACAACAUCUUUACCGCCGUCUUUGGCAUGGUCGGCGUCGACGCGGUCCUCAUCCUCGCCAUCGCGUGCCUCCUCAAGGACCGCAAGGAGCGCGAGCGCUACCGCCACAUCGACGAGAAGGCGGGCUACCGCGGCUUCUGA
Molecule: messenger RNA, 675 nt
Organism: Purpureocillium lilacinum
Lineage: Eukaryota; Fungi; Ascomycota; Sordariomycetes; Hypocreales; Ophiocordycipitaceae
Product: phospholipid scramblase 1
Cellular component (GO): membrane
Source: RefSeq, a predicted model, not a curated record